Molecule: messenger RNA, 1050 nt
Organism: Penicillium concentricum
Lineage: Eukaryota; Fungi; Ascomycota; Eurotiomycetes; Eurotiales; Aspergillaceae
Product: asparaginase ahrA
Exons: 4
Coding region: 1-1050 (349 amino acids)
Molecular function (GO): asparaginase activity
Source: RefSeq, a predicted model, not a curated record
AUGGGUCUCUUGCUUCAGACACUCGUGGUUUCAGCUCUAGCCAUUACAAGCUAUGCAUCUCCUUGGGUAUACUCCCGGGCAGCACACACAUCCCGUACCAACUCAAACGGCUUGACAUUCAAUCACUUCAACAGUUCUCUUCCUAAUGUGACUAUCCUAGCCACCGGCGGCACCAUCGCCGGCACAAGCAACGACAAAACCGCAACAGCAGGCUACGAAUCCGACGCCCUAGGAAUCAACAGUCUCCUCUCCGAAAUACCAGAUAUCUUCAACGUCGCCAACAUCGCCGCCGUCCAGGCAAAAAACGUCAACAGCGGCGACAUCCCCUCAUCCCUCCCCCUAAACCUCACCCACAGGGUCCAGAUAGAGGUCUGCGAUGAUCCAACCAUGUCCGGGGCCGUGAUCACGCAUGGCACGGACACGCUCGAAGAGUCCGCCUUCUUCAUCGACGCCACAGGAAACUGCGGCAAGCCUAUCGUAUUCGUCAGCUCGAUGCGGCCCUCUACCGCUAUCUCAGCGGAUGGACCCAUGAAUCUCCUGCAGGGAGUAACCAUCCCCGCAGACAAGAAUUCCAAGGACCGCGGAGCAUUGGUUGUUACAAACGAUCGGAUUGUGUCGGCUUUCUUCGCAACCAAGACAAAUGCAAAUACCAUGGAUACCUUCAAGGCAUAUGAACAGGGAAGCAUGGGUUUCAUUGUGUCGAAUAAACCGUACUUUUAUUACACGGCUGUGCAGCCAAUUGCUAAGCACGUGGCUGAUGUGUCUGAUGUGGAUGCCGUGCCUCGUGUAGAUAUCCUGUAUGCCUAUGAGGAUAUGCAGGUCGAUUCGAUUUAUAGUGCCGUGAAGAAUGGCGCCAAGGGUGUCGUGGUUGCUGGCGAGGGUGCAGGUGGCGUUUCUACGGAUUUCGCUUCUGCGAUCAACGACAUCGUUGCGAAACAUAACAUCCCUUUGUGCUGUCGCACCGUACUGAUUUUGCUUGGGUUGUUGUUGGCCGAGAAGAAGGGUCUUGAGGAUAUCAGAGGGGUCUUCUUGAAAGCUACUGUUGCUUGA